Messenger RNA from Meriones unguiculatus (Mongolian gerbil), 1665 nucleotides. RefSeq names its product glycerol kinase-like. Gene Ontology annotation, cellular component: mitochondrion. Gene Ontology annotation, molecular function: glycerol kinase activity. The transcript has a single exon. Gene Ontology annotation, biological process: glycerol-3-phosphate biosynthetic process; glycerol metabolic process; triglyceride metabolic process. The coding region runs from base 1 to 1665 and encodes 554 amino acids. The record is from RefSeq and is a predicted model, not a curated record. NCBI's taxonomy places the organism in Eukaryota, Metazoa, Chordata, Mammalia, Rodentia, Muridae.
AUGGCAGACGACGAAAACGACGGCGCUAAGAAAGCGGUUUUGGGGCCGUUGGUAGGGGCAGUGGACCAAGGUACCAGCUCAACACGUUUUUUGGUUUUCAAUCCCAAAACAGCUGAAGUACUUAAUUAUCAUCAAGUGCAAAUAAAACAGGAGUUCCCAAAAGAAGGAUGGGUAGAGCAAAACCCAAAGGAAAUCCUGCAGUCUGUGUAUGACUGUAUAGAGAAAACAUGUGAGAAACUUGGACAGCAGAGCAUUGAUUUUUGCAACAUAAAAGCUAUCGGUGUCACCAACCAGCGGGAAACUACUGUAAUCUGGGACAAGCUAACUGGAGAACCUCUUUACAACGCUUUAGUGUGGCUAGACCUAAGGACCCAGUCUACUGUGGAGAAUCUCAACAAAAACAUUUCAGUGAGCAAUAACUUUGUCAAGACCAAGACAGGCCUUCCAAUCAGCACUUACUUCAGUGCAGUGAAACUACACUGGCUCAUUGACAAUGUGAGGAAAGUGCAAAAGGCGAUUGAAGAUGAAAGAGCUCUUUUUGGGACAAUCGACUCCUGGCUUAUCUGGAAUAUGACGGGAGGCAUCAACGGAGGCGUCCACUGUACGGAUGUAACUAAUGCAAGCAGGACCAUGCUUUUCAAUAUCCAUUCUUUGCAGUGGGACCAAGAGCUCUGCGAUUUUUUUGGAAUUCCGAUGACCAUCCUUCCCAGAAUCCGGAGUUCUUCUGAGAUCUAUGGCCUAAUGAAAAGUGGGGUGUUGCAAGGGGUGCCAAUAUCUGGGUGUCUGGGGGACCAGUCUGCUGCUUUGGUGGGACAGCUGUGCCUCCAGGAUGGACAAGCCAAAAACACAUACGGAACGGGCUGUUUCCUACUCUGUAACACAGGCCAGAAGUGCGUCUCUUCUGAACAUGGCCUUCUGACCACGGUGGCGUACAAGCUUGGCAGAGAGGAACCCGUCUACUAUGCGCUCGAAGGUUCUGUAGCUAUAGCCGGUGCUGUUGUUACCUGGAUAAAAGACAAUCUUCAAAUCAUUAAGACUUCGGCGGAAAUUGAAAAGCUGGCUGAAAAAGUGGGCACUUCUUACGGCUGCUACUUCGUUCCAGCCUUUUCAGGGUUAUACGCACCUUACUGGGACCCGAGUGCGCGAGGGAUCAUCUGCGGCCUCACUCAGUUCACCAAUAAGUGCCACAUUGCCUUUGCUGCCUUAGAAGCCGUUUGUUUCCAAACCCGCGAGAUUUUAGACGCCAUGAAUAGUGACUGCGGCAUCCCCCUGAAACACUUGCAGGUAGACGGGGGAAUGACGGCGAACAGGAUUCUCAUGCAAUUGCAGGCAGACAUUCUCUGCAUCCCGGUGAUGAGAGCCUGCAUGCCGGAAACGACCGCCCUGGGAGCCGCGAUGGCCGCAGGGGCCGCGGAAGGAGUCCGCGUGUGGAGUCUGGACCCUCAGGACUUAGCCGUCGUCCAGAUGGAGAAGUUUGAGCCUCAGAUCAAUGCCGAGGAGAGCGAAGUUCGCUACGCCACCUGGAAGAAAGCCGUCAUGAAGUCAGUGGGCUGGGUGCUGACCCAGACCCCCGAGAGCGGCGACCCUGGGAUCUUCGGCAGUCUGACCCUGGGCUUUUACGUAGUGAGCAGCAUGGUGAUCCUAAUCGGCGCGAGGUACAUCUAA